This is a messenger RNA of Magallana angulata, 4047 nucleotides long. RefSeq lists its product as uncharacterized. The coding region runs from base 1 to 4047 and encodes 1348 amino acids. The transcript has a single exon. The record is from RefSeq and is a predicted model, not a curated record. Lineage: Eukaryota; Metazoa; Mollusca; Bivalvia; Ostreida; Ostreidae. Gene Ontology annotation, molecular function: nucleic acid binding. Gene Ontology annotation, biological process: DNA integration.
AUGCAUAUAAAGCCUAGAAAUCAAGAUAUUCCUCAAUCGGUGCAAGGUGGGGAGAGUGAACCAUUCAUUGUUGAUUCAAAGUGUACUUCUAUAUGUGAUGGUUUCCAUGGACGCUCUUGUGCAAAAACAGUGUUAGUCCAAGUGUACCCAGAAAAUCGCCCAGAAUUAUCUGUGACUGUGUAUGCAAUGUUAGAUGGACAUUGUAAUAGAACAUUAGCAACUACAGAGUUAAUGGACUCUCUUGGUGUGAAAGGAAACGAAUUAAUGUAUAAUUUAAUGUCAUGUUCUGGGAGAGGACAAACUCUUGGUCGUCAAGCUCAUGGAUUUAUUGUACAGUCUCUUGACUCAUCGACAGUGUUGAAACUACCAACCCUCAUUGAAUGUCGAAGUAUUCCACAAGACGUCACAGAAAUUCCUACACCAGAGAUCGCAUAUCAUUACCCGCACCUUCGUUCUAUUGCUUCGGAAAUUCCGAAACAUGAUCCAAAUCAUCAAAUUGGACUUCUUAUUGGAAGAGAUUUAACAGACGCACAUUAUGUUUAUCAGCAGAUAACAGGACCAAAAAACCAUCCAUUUGCUCAGAAGACAUGUUUUGGUUGGGUCAUCAUUGGUGACGUCUGUUUGAAUGGUAAACACCUACCUGAAGUCAGUGUGAGGGAUCUCAGUGUAACAAGUUUCAAAACUAACAUUUUACCAAACGGUCGACCUACAAUAUUUCAACCAUGUGACAAAGACCUUCAAAUUCACAUCCAGUCAGUAGAAGGGGAGCUAGAUAUAUUCAGAAAACACAAAGAUGAUGAGGAAAUUGGCCUCUCGGUCGAAGAUCGUGAGUUUAUUCAUAUUAUGGAAAAUGAAAUGAAACUAGAAGAAGGAAACUGGACAGCUCCUCUGCCGUUCAAGAGGGAUAAGCCAGCAAUACCAAAUAACAAAGUUAUGGCCCUCAAGAGAGCUAUGGUUUUAGAUAGCAGUCUUUAUAAAAACUGUGAGAAAAGACAGCACUUUUUUACAUUCAUGGAAAAAGUUAUUCAGAGUGGCGCUGCAGAAAUUGCCCCAGAACUUAAAGUUGGACAAGAAGUGUGGUAUCUCCCAUUAUUCGGAGUUUACCAUCCUAAGAAACCAGACCAAAUACGUGGAGUUUUUGACUCAUCUGCAACGUACAAAGGAACAUCACUCAACAGUGUUCUACUUACAGGACCCAAUUUGACUAACAACUUAGUUGGUGUUCUGCUGCGUUUCCGAAAAGAUUCCAUUGCAAUAUCAGCAGAUAUUGAACAGAUGUUUUACUCAUUUCUUGUACGGGAAGACCACAGGGAUUAUUUACGCUUCAUGUGGUACCAGAACAAUGAUCCAAGUAAGCAUCUUGUGGAAUAUCGCAUGCGUGCACAUGUUUUUGGAAAUUGUCCAUCGCCAGCUGUGGCUACCUUUGGAUUACGCAAAAGUGUGGAGAAUUCCGAGCAAGAUAUCAAAGACUUUGUGAAUAACAACUUCUAUGUAGAUGACGCCUUAACAUCUGUUCCAAAUGCUUCGCAAGCGAUCGACCUAUUGAAAAGAACUCGGACUGCGUUGAAAACCAAUGGUAACAUCAAUCUCCACAAAGUUGCAUCAAACAAUAAAGAAGUGAUGUUAGCUUUCUCCAAAGAAGACCUGAGUAAAGAAAUCAAACAACUGGAUUUAGAGAAAGACCUUCUUCCUGUACACCAUAGUCUUGGUCUAUUAUGGGAUUUGUCAACUGAUAGUUUCCUGUUUGAUGUCAACUUCCCAGAGAAACCAAACACUAGACGUGGCUACCUGUCUAUGUUGCACAGCAUAUAUGAUCCUCUGGGAUUCAUUGGACCACUCGUUAUUUGUGGAAAAAUCAUCCUUCGCGAAAUUACGACAAAAUGUGAUUGGGAUGACGAUGUCGAUAGUUCAUAUGUACAUCGAUGGGAAUCUUGGAAAAGGUCCAUUUCAUCACUUCAGAACAUUUCCAUUCCUCGAAUGUAUAUCACAAAAUCUUUGAGCCUUUGUGACCAUGUAGAGCUUUAUGUAUUUUGUGAUGCCUCUGAACAAGCAGUGUCAGCAGUGUCAUACAUCAAAGUUCCAGAUGAGAUAAGGAGUGAAGUAUCAUUUGUGUUUGGCAAAGUGAAAUUGGCCCCUUUACAUGGACAUUCAAUGCCAAGAUUAGAACUUUGCGCUGCUCUUAUGGCAGUUGAAAUAGCAGAAACUGUUAAGAGACAUUUAAACAUUACUUUUGUCAACACAUGGUUCUAUUCCGACAGCAAGAUUGUGCUAGGUUACAUCAGUAAUCAUACCAAACGUUUUUACAACUACGUGGCCAAUCGUGUGGAACGCAUUUUACGAUCAUCUAGCCCUUUCCAGUGGAAUUAUGUAAAAUCUGAGGAAAACCCAGCUGAUGUAGGAACACGAGGAUUAAGUACAGCCGAAGACUUGAGCUGUAAGUGGCUUAAAGGACCUGAAUUUCUGCAUAUCAGCAAAGACCUUGUAAAAGAAUACUUUCCACUCGUGAACCCUCAUGACGAUAAAGAAAUCCGCAUAAAUGCAAACAAGUUAAUGUUGAAGACCGCAGACCUCACAAAUCGUUUUGAGAGAUUUUCUACAUGGAAUUCCCUAAUAUCUGCAGUUACAGUGCUAAAAACAGCUGCUAGAAAAUGGAAACAUAUGACAUUCGAUUCUUUAACCAUAAAACAAGAAAGUGAACUAUUUGUUGUGAAAGAAACACAGAAAACGUUUUUCUUAGAAGAACUCUUGUGUUUACAAGACCAGAAACCAUUGCCUCGAGACAGCUCAAUAAGGAAUCUAUGUCCAUAUUUGGAUCAGGACGGUAUUAUGAGAAUAGGAGGCAGAUUAAACCUUAGUGUACUUCCAAUGGAGCAAAAGAACCCAAUUAUCCUUCCUAGGAAAUCGCAUGUUGCAAAAUUGAUUGUGCUACAUUUCCAUGAAAAAACAGGUGCUCAUCAGGGAAGGCACAUUACGGAGGGUGUCAUAAGGAAUAAUGGCUACUGGGUGAUCGGUGCAAGGAAACUGAUUUCAUCAGUGAUUCAUAAGUGUGUUGUGUGUAAAAGAUUACGUGGAAACUUGAUGUCUCAGAAAAUGGCAGAUUUACCAUCAUCUAGAGUAACUCCAGGACCUCCGUUUAGUGCUGUAGGUGUGGAUACCUUUGGCCCCUGGUCGAUUGUGACACGUAAAACCAGAGGAGGUGUUGCUGAAAGCAAGCGAUGGGCUAUUAUGUUUACGUGUCUGACGACAAGAGCUGUUCAUAUCGAGCUGGUGGAAUCCAUGUCAAGCUCAUCAUUCAUCAAUGCAUUACGAAGAUUUAUUGCCCUCCGUGGAAACGUUUGUGAACUGCGAUCUGACCGUGGGACAAAUUUCAUUGGAGCUACCGGAGAUCUUAACAUAGAUGUGAUACAAGGUCCAGUAAAGCACUUCUUAGACCAGUCAAAGAUAAAGUGGAUUUUUAACGCCCCUCACUCUUCCCACAUGGGAGGAGUGUGGGAAAGGAUGAUAGGGGUAACACGACGUAUCUUAGAUGCUCUACUAUUAGGACCAAAGGGAAAGAAUCUCACUCAUGAGGUUCUUAGUACAAUGAUGGCCGAAGUGACAGCAAUCAUGAACUCUAGACCGAUUACUACGAUAUCAAGCGAUCCAGAUAUGCCUUUUGUGUUGAGCCCUGCAAUACUAUUGAAUCAGAAAAUAUCGGGACAUUUCUCUACCUGUGUGAAUGUUAGCAUUCGUGACCUGUAUAAGGAACAGUGGAAACAAGUGCAAGUACUUUCCGAUUUCUUCUGGAAGCAGUGGAAUGAUCAAUAUCUUCAUACCUUACAGUCUCGCCGUAAGUGGACCACUGAAACACCAAACCUUAAACCUGGGGAUGUUGUGAUCGUUAGAGAUAAAGAUAUAGCGCGAUGCCAGUGGCCUGUGGGACUUGUGGAGGAAGUUAUCCAAAGUGCUGAUGAACUUGUGCGAAAAGUCCGCGUACGCCUUAUUGUGAAUGGGAAACCAUGUACUUAUAUGAGACCUAUCAGUGAACUAAUUCACCUCAUUGAAUAG